AUGUCGGUCCCCAUUGCUUUGGAGAAUCUCGUUUCUCCUGUCCUUGCGGAGCAGUCGGACAAGUCUCAGCCCCACCUGGUUCUCUCCUCUUUUGAUCAUGUUUUCGAGUCCCCGAGGUUGAAAGGCCAACCCAGUAUUACGCGAUACAAGGAUGGACCAACUAUCGCCCAAAAGCCAGAACACAUCGAACCGGCACUCCACGUUGACUCGAACGACCAUCCACUGUUUCCUCCCCUUCCGACCUAUGGCGCUCCUAAUUUCACUCGCAAUUCACGAUACUAUGCCAUGAUGUUUAUUUCAUCUAUACUGUCUCUGGCUUUUCUCACAGUCAUAUUCUCAGGAGCAUUGAUUUGUAAGGCUCAGACGACACUGCAGGCCGUGAUUCCACGAUUAAGAGGAUAUCGCAUGGCUUUACAACAGGGUUCUCUUGUCGAGGAGCGAAAUCGGAAAUUGGAAAGAGCGGAUCCAGACCAGGAAUGGCAUACUCGGCCGCAGAAAAAGCAUGUCCACGAAGAGCAAGGUCCUGACGAAUGCCCUCCCCUGGAAGGCAGCAAGGACAUGAUCGUCUGCGACGUUGCCUACUAUGCGAGACAGGUCGGGCUUGAUGUGGAAACUUUUCGUGUUCAAACGGAGGAUGGCUUCAUCAUUACUUUAUGGCACGUAUAUGACCCUCAAGAAUACACCGCUCUGUCUCCGCAGCAAAGACGUGAGCGAGGCCCGACCGUCUUCAAUGGAAUGAAGGAUGGGAAUUCAUUCCAAUCCGGGUCUGGUCGGCGAUAUCCCAUUCUGUUGGUUCAUGGGCUUCUUCAAAGUGCGGGCGCGUAUUGCACCAACGACGAUGACAGUCUUGCAUUCUUUCUGUGCAAGUCUGGCUACGAUGUCUGGCUGGGCAACAAUCGCUGUGGCAUGAAUCCAGAACACGCAACUCUUUCGUCCUCCGAUCCCCGCAUGUGGUCGUGGGAUAUUCGCCAUCUUGGGACCCUUGACCUAACAGCACUGACUUCGCGUGUGCUUUACGAAACCGGGUUCAGCAAGCUGGGUCUAGUGUGCCAUUCACAAGGAACUACUGAAACCUUUGUUGCACUGGCCAAAGAACACCGACCAGAACUAGGCGAACGAAUCUCGGUCUUUUGUGCGCUUGCACCAGCUGCAUAUGCCGGCCCACUCGUUCGCAAGUCCUUCUUUCGGUUCAUGCAAAUUCUUUCACCUGCAUUGUUUCGCCUUGUCUUUGGCAUCCAUGCAUUUAUUCCCGUCAUGAUGACAGUCCGUCGAUAUUGCAAUCCCAAGGUAUAUGGCACUCUUGCCUACUGGGUCUUUUCAUUUCUUUUCGGAUGGACUGAUGCGCGCUGGGAGCGUGAUCUACGUCAUCGUAUGUUUCAGUUUGCUCCUGUAUAUGUCAGCGCGGAAUCCAUGCGAUGGUGGCUCGGUAGCGAGAGCUUUGCCAAGCAUGGGUGCAUCUUGUCCCCUGCUGAGGACCAGAACAACUGUCAUCGUACCUCGACUGGGGGCGAUCAUGGUGAUGAUCCCCGGGACCCAUGUCUUGGUUCUCAAAGGGAAAUCCCUUGGUUCGGCCCCCAGGUGCCCCCGUUUGCUAUGUGGAUCGGUGGAUCUGAUGCCCUAGUUGAUGGCCAACGACUCCUGCGUCGCUUUCAGGAUGGACUUGAACCGCAUGUACGAGUCGUUCACUCCAAAGUGAUCGACGAAUAUGAACACCUCGAUGUGUUAUGGGCCGUAGAUGCGAUUGAGCAAGUGGGCAAAGAAGUGCGACAGGUGCUUUGGACAACAAUGCCUGAAGAUGCUCGCAGCGUCUGUCGCAUUCCGACCGGGGUCCACUCGGGCCAGCUCGAUGGAUAA
Messenger RNA from Penicillium odoratum, 1854 nucleotides. Its product is annotated as putative ab-hydrolase associated lipase. The coding region runs from base 1 to 1854 and encodes 617 amino acids. The transcript has a single exon. The record is from RefSeq and is a predicted model, not a curated record. Lineage: Eukaryota; Fungi; Ascomycota; Eurotiomycetes; Eurotiales; Aspergillaceae. Gene Ontology annotation, biological process: lipid metabolic process.